Messenger RNA from Prorocentrum cordatum, 3798 nucleotides. NCBI's taxonomy places the organism in Eukaryota, Dinophyceae, Prorocentrales, Prorocentraceae. The record is from the annotation of a GenBank genome assembly.
CGCGAGAUUUGGCGCAUGAUAAGGAUCACGAGGGUCCGUAGCCAAAUUCGGCUCAAAGGAUUCAGGCUCGAGUCCCUUUUUUGGUCAGGCCCCUGCUGCGGCCCCGCGCGGGUCAAGAGAACUGGCGCCCGCGGGUAGGGAGCGCGAUCACACGAUGGCGUUGCUGAACCAGAGGCAGCUCUUCGAGGCGAUGACCAAUACGUACCCGGAUGUGCUGACCAGGAGCGUCUACCAGCCCAUGCAGCUAUCGCAGCCCUUGUUUAAGAUGUCGCUGGCGGAGAAGCGAGAGCUGUUCGUGGCGGCGCUCCGCGGCAUGCUCAAGGACAUCGGCGACGGGAGGUCCCCCGCCGAGGUGGCCUACGAGACAGACGAGUCAGGGAGGCUGUUCUCGUUUGGCCUGCAGCCGAUGUGGGAGGUGCGCGAGGACAAGGAGAAGUCGCGUCUCGUCGGCCUGGAGAGCCUCCUGGCGCUGCACACGGCCUCCUGGGGCGUCGGCCUCGUGGUGGACGUGCUCGACAACCUGCUCGACACCGACAUCGACCUAUACCUGCAGUUCAAGGGGCUGGAGGUCCAGGCGGCCGUGGACGCCCUGGAGACCUUCCCGAGCCUGCCGCCGAUCAGCGUGAAUUUGCGGCCGUCCGAGUGGCUCCUGCCAGAGGUCCAGAGCAUGGUGCUCGACGCCACCCGCCGCGCGCCGGGGCGGAUCGUCUUCGAGCUGACCGAGUACACCCAGGACCUGCACUUUACCAGGCUGUUCGGCAAGCAGGGCUCGCUCUCGCAGCGCCUGACGAGGACGCUGCUGCCGGUCCUGCGGCGUAUGCGGGAGGCGGGCGUGAAGCUGCUGGCGGACGAUCUUCUGCCCUUCAGCGUGUACUGCUUCGACGGGGAGGCGUCGCGCAAGAAGGGCCACCGCCUCAUAGACCACCACGCAACCGAGAGCAGCACGAUGCUCUCGAGCGAGUGGUCCGCGGUGUUCCACGGCGUGAAGAUUAGCCUCGACUGGGUCAUCCACGCGAUGCCCCUCGGGAAGCAGACAGGGGCCGCGUUCGCGUCCGUGCCCCUGUACUCCAAGAGCAUGAAGGAUAACCCUGGGUACGUGGCGGCCGUGACCGGCAAGCCCGUGCCGGAAGAGGACGUGGAGAGGUCCUCUGCCCUCCGCGACCUCCAGAAGGCCGCCAAGGCGGAGCUGCAGGCCGCCCUGCAGGAGGUCCAGCAGCACCGCUUCGACAUCCUGCCCGUCCUUGAAGCGACGCUGCCGCCUGCCCAAAUCGCAGAGUGGGGCCUGGAGGGCGCCGCGAAAGAGCAGGGAGGCAUCUUUUUCGAGGCCCGCUUUCCGCCUGCGUGGUUCUUCGGCCAGAUCCUGCCUCCGCCCCGCGCGCAGCGCCCAAAGGUCUCCUCCCCCAAGAAGGCCUUCCCUUCAACAUGCAACGAGGGCUAGAGCCCUGCUCGCGGCGUGAGUAACCCUGCUCGCUCGCGCGUAGGACUUGAUUUGAAAAGGGAGAGGAGAAGGUCUUACGUUGAGAGGAGAGCCCGAAAGAAAGGAAUUGCGGGCCUUUUCACCUUGUCACCCAGUGCCGUGUGGUGUGACUCAUUAUUCGGGUGACGUGCGGUACGGUCACAGUCAGAGUGCGGCCUCAUAGCAACCCGCGGCCAGCACGCCAAUAAUGGGCUGCGGCAGGUCACUUGUGGUUGCGAGUAUGCUGCAUCGGUGCCCCUGCUCGUUCGCACGUAGGAGUUUAGAGGACAAGGGGGAGGGAAAGGCUAAACGUUCAGAGGAGAGCCCGAAAUAGAGGACUUGAGAGCAUUUUCAACCAGUGCAGUGUGGUGUGACUCAUCAGUCGGUGAAUGUGCGGCACGGUCACAGUCAGAGUGCGGCCUCACAGCAACCCUCGGCCAGCACGCCGGUCGCAUUAGGCUGCGGCAGGCCACUUGUGGUUGCGAGUAUGCUGCAUCAGUGCCCCUGCUCGUUCGCGCGUAGGACUUUGUUUGAUAACGGAGAGGAGAAGGUCCUACGUUGAAAGGAGAGCCCGAAAGAGAAGGUGUGCCAACCCUUCUCACCUCAUCACCCAGUGCAGCGUGGUGUGACUCAUCAGUCGGGUGACGUGCGGCACGGUCACAGUCAGAGUGCGGCCUCACAGUAGCCCUCGGCCAGCACUCCAGCCGCAUUGGGCUGCGGCAGGCCACUUGUGGUUGCGAGUAUGCUGCAUCGGUGUCCCUGCUUGUUCGCGCGUAGGACUUUGUUUGAUAACGGAGAGGAGAAGGUCCUACGUUGAGAGGAGAGCCCGAAAGAGAAAGUUUCGCCGGCCCUUCUCACCUCAUCACCAAGCGCAGUGUGGUGUGACUCAUCAGUCGGGUGACGUGCGGCACGGUCACAGUCAGAGUGCGGCCUCACAGCAACCCUCGGCCAGCACAGCAACCCUCGGCUAGCACGCCGGUCGCAUUUGGCUGCGGCAGGCCACUUGUGGUUGCGAGUAUGCUGCAUCGGUGCCCCUGCUCGUUCGCGCGUAGGACUUUGUUUGAUAACGGAGAGGAGAAGGUCCUACGUUGAGAGGAGAGCCCGAAAGAGAAGGUGUGCCAACCCUUCUCACCUCAUCACCCAGUGCAGCGUGGUGUGACUCAUCAGUCGGGUGACGUAGGAGAGCCCGAAAGAGAAGGUUUGCGGGCCCUUCUCACCUCAUCACCCAGUGCAGCGUGGUGUGACUCAUCAGUCGGAUGACGUGCAGCACGGUCACAGUCAGAGUGCGGCCUCACAGUAACCCUCGGCCAGCACGCCGGUCGCAUUUGGCUGCGGCAGGCCACUUGUGGUUGCGAGUAUGCUGCAUCGGUGCCCCUGCUCGCUCGCGCUUAGGAAUUUAGAUGACAAGGGGGAGGAGAAGGGAUUUGGUGGCCUUUUCCACCCAGUGCAGCGUGGUGUGACUCAUCAGUCGGUGGACGUGGGAGACGAUCACAGUCAGAGUGCGGCCUCACAGCAACCCGCGGCCAGCACGCCGGUCGCGCUUGGCUACGGCAGGCCACUUGUGGUUGCGAGUAUGCUGCAUCGGUGCCCCUGCUCGCUCGCACUUAGGACUUGAGAUGACAUAGGGAGGAGGAGGUUUUACGUUGAGAGGAGUGCCCGAAGGAGAGGAUUUGGUGGCCUUUUCACCAACUGUAGCGUGGUGUGACUCAUCAUUCGGGUGACCUGCGGCACGGUCACAGUCAGAGUGCGGCCUCACAGCAACCCGCGGCCAGCACGCCGGUCGCGCUUGGCUGCGGCAGGCCACUUGUGGUUGCGAGUAUGCUGCAUCGGUGCCCCUGCUCGCUCGCGCUUAGGAAUUGAGAUGACAAGGGGGAGGAGACGGUUAUACGUUGAGAGGAGUGCCCGAAAGAGAGGAUUUGGUGGCCUUUUCCACCCAGUGCAGCGUGGUGCGACUCAUCAGUCGGUGGACGUGGGACACGAUCACAGUCAGAGUGCGGCCUCACAGCAACCCGCGGCCAGCACGCCGGUUGCAUCGGGCUGCGACAGGCCUUCCUGGCUGCGAGUAGGCUGCAUCGGUGCCCCUGCUCGUUCGCACGUAGGUAUUUAGAUGACAGGGUGCCCGAAAGAGAUAACUUGAGGGCUUUUUCACCCAGUGCAGUGUGGUGUGACUCAUCAGUCGGUGGACGAGCGGCACGAUCACAGUCAGCGUGCGGCCUCACAGCAACCCUCGGCCAGCACUCCAGCCGCAUUGGGCUGCGGCAGGCCACUUGUGGUUGCGAGUAGGCUGCAUCGGUGCAGUGUCUCGCUCGCACGUAGGACUUUGGAGGAGGCGCAGGAGGAUG